Messenger RNA from Mytilus californianus (California mussel), 3629 nucleotides. Its product is annotated as E3 ubiquitin-protein ligase RMND5A-like. The coding region runs from base 85 to 1260 and encodes 391 amino acids. Gene Ontology annotation, biological process: proteasome-mediated ubiquitin-dependent protein catabolic process. Gene Ontology annotation, cellular component: GID complex; cytoplasm; nucleus. The record is from RefSeq and is a predicted model, not a curated record. The transcript is spliced from 9 exons. Lineage: Eukaryota; Metazoa; Mollusca; Bivalvia; Mytilida; Mytilidae. Gene Ontology annotation, molecular function: ubiquitin protein ligase activity.
UCCGGUGACGAAAAAAUGACAACAAAGAAGGAAAAUAUAUUUGAUUAGUAUUUUUUUGUCUAUUUGUGUUUGAUAAUUGGCAGUAUGGAAGCAUGCCAAGCUGUGGAAAAAGAAGUUAACAAAGUUCUUGAAAAAUUUACAGGUUUGAACCAACAUUAUGCCAAUAACCUAGAUGAACUGAUGAACUCCAUCCAGAGCAUUCAAAGAGAACUUAACGAAGGUCCUGAAGACAAUGAGUUGACAGCCACACAGUCAUUGAUUCUAAUCCAGACAUUAAGACGACUAAAAGAAGCUGUGUCAAGAUAUGGACAGGAACACAAAGAUCUUCACAGUACUGUCUCAAAAGUAGGAAAAUCUGUGGACAGGAACUUUGUAAAUGACUUCUCAUCAGUAAUUGUUGAUAGGGCAUUUGAAGGUCAAGAGAAAGCUAUGUUAUUAAAUGAAGUUGUAUGUGAACAUUUUAUGAGACAAGGAAUGCUAGAUGUGGCAGAUGCUAUUGUUGAGGAUGCAGACCUAGCCAUUGCUGAAGAUAAGAAAGAACCAUUUAUGGAAUUGCACAGAAUACUUGGUGCCUUAAGAAUGAAUGAUCUUGAUCCAGCAUUAUGUUGGGCACAUACCCAUGCAGUUAAAUUGAGAGAAAUGAACAGUUCAUUGGAAUUUAAGCUGCACAGAUUAAAGUUUAUAAACUUAAUCAAAGAAGGACCUUCAGCACAACUAGCUGCACUUUAUUAUUCAAAAAAUUUUGAAAAAUUUGCAGAUCAGCAUGCUAGAGAUAUUCAGAUUUUGAUGGGAAGUUUGUUAUUUCUCAGACAUGGAAUACAGAAUUCAUCAUAUAGCCAUCUUCUCUCUUCCAUAUACUGGGAUGAAAUCUGUGAUAUUUUUACAAGAGAUGCAUGUACCUUGAUGGGCAUGUCCAUGGAGAGUCCAUUAAGUGUCAGUAUUAAAGCUGGUUGUAUUGCUCUGCCACCAUUACUGAAUAUAAAACAGGUGAUGCAGCAAAGACAAGUGUCAGGAGUAUGGAGUAAUAAAGAUGAACUGCCGGUUGAGAUAGAUUUGGGAACUGAUUUCCGAUACCAUUCCGUAUUUGCCUGUCCAAUUCUUCGCCAACAGAGUACAGAUACCAAUCCGCCAAUGAGACUAAUAUGUGGUCAUGUGAUAUCAAAAGAUGCUUUAACUAAACUCUCCAGUGGUUCUAAGGUGAAAUGUCCUUACUGUCCUGUGGAACAAUCACCUUCAGAUGCCAGACAAGUUCAUUUCUAGUCACUGUCUGUGCUUCAUUGGCAACCAAUAAAGACUUAAUCAUUACAUAAAGUGAAAUUCAGGAAGUAUGGACAGAACUGACAGAGACCUACAGUCACACCAUUUUUGUUGAAGCAUGAUAAACAUAAUGAAUAUUUAUGAGUUGUAUCUGCUGAACAGACAUACAAUACGUAUCAUGUUUACAGACUUUCCUAUUGGACUCUCUAUCAUUUUUGUCCAGUACUUUAAAUGCAAGAGUAAAUAGUGGAUGCCUAGAAAUAACAAUACUUGUCCUCAACUAGCUUUGAAUUUAGCACAAUAUUACAAGAAAUAAUCCCCUGUAGACAUUCAGGAAGGAGAAAUGUUAUUUCAUCAAAAUACAAUCUUGAUAUAUUUAUUACAUAUUGUAAUUAUUGUAUUUGGAAUUAUUUGUUAAUUUAUAUUCAACAAGCAAUGUGUUUCUUGUUGUAAAUAUUUUUUGAAUUCUGUAUAUGACAUUAAACACAUUCAAGACAAUUUAUAAAACUUAAACUCUUGAACUUGCACAGGGAUCUUCCAAAUUUUCAUAAAAUUUGUUGCAGAAACUAAGAUAAAUUAUGGCACUCUAUUGUUUAUAUCAUGUUAGACAUUAUAGAAUGACAGUUUUAAAAACCAUCAGCAGUUCUGGAGGUUAACUUUUAGGAAAAAUAGACUACUUAAAAUUCAUAUAUCCGUAUUUCCUUGUAUAUAAUGGUUGGAUUAAAUGUUACAACAUUGUAUUUUUCUUAAGUCACAUGACUUGUUUAUUGAACACAUGACAUUAUUUUACCUUUUUCAAAGUGUAGUUUUUCCUUCUUCAUUAAGAAAAAUGCCAUCUUAUUUCUGUUAAUUAUGAAAAUGUUCAUUUUUUACUCCAGUUGCAUGUCUAAGGUCAUGCAGUUUUCUCAUAAGCAUUUGUGUAUUUUUUUUUUUAAUAAAAAACUUUUUAUUUUAUAGGGGACGAUUUUCAGUGCAGAUAUUAAUUAAGGCACAGCCAAGAAUUUUUAUUUUGAUUAAGUAAACAUGAGUUAUAUUUUCAUGAUUUUUACACGUUUGAAUAGGCAGUUUAACUGGAACAAUUUUCCACCAUAAACCAGUUAUCACUGUUUUGGAAUUAGCUUUUUCUGUGCAACAUAACAUCAUCCUGUGUUAAUAUCAGACGACCUUGGUUAUAUAUUUAAAGUUAGAUUUAUUUGAUUCAGUGUGGUUCCGAUAUCAACUUUCCUCCGAUUUUAUUGACAACGGAAUGUUAACAUCCUACAGAGCUUGAAAUAAUUAUGUUAUUUAUUAAUUUCUAUCAUUAUUCACAUGUGGUCUUCACAUAACAUAUUAUGCAAAAACACUACAUUUGGUAGUGACCUAUACUUCACUGCUAAAACGGGGAAGUCUGAGAUCUUAACUUUUAUUUACCUGUCUAUAUAAUUUGCUUUUACAUAUUCUUUUUGUUAAAAAAUAUUCAAGAAAAACAGUUAAAUUCUGACAGCAACUAGUCAUCAUGCAAUUCAGCAAAUUGUAAAUAAAAAUGGCAUGGUUUCAAUUAAAGUGUUUUGUUUGUUUGGCUUUGUAAGAUGUCAUAGUUAUAGUAUACUGACUGCUUCCACCGUAGUUUGACCUAUUAUCCAUCAAUGAUUUACUAUGGCUUGUGAAUCACCAUCAGUGUGAUCCAUUAUUCAUCAAUUAUUUACCAUAGCUUGUGAAUCACCAUAAUGUGAUCCAUUAUCCAUCAAUUAUUUACCAUGGCUUGUGAAUCACCAUCAGUGUGAUCCAUUAUUCAUCAAUUAUUUACCAUAGCUUGUGAAUCACCAUAAUGUAAUCCAUUAUCCAUCAAUGAUUUACCAUGGCUUGUGAAACACCAUAGUGUGAUCCAUUAUUCAUCAAUGAUUUACCAUAGCUUGUGAAUCACCAUAGUGUGAUCGAUUAUCCAUCAGUGAUUUACUAUGGCUUGUGAAUCACCAUCAGUGUGAUCCAUUAUUCAUCAAUUACUUACCAUAGCUUGUGAAUCACCAUAGUGUGAUCUAUUAUCCAUCAAUGAUUUACCAUGGCUUGUGAAUCACCAUAGUGUGAUCCAUUAUCCAUAAAUGAUUUACAAUGGCUUGUGAAUCACCAUCAGUGUGAUCCAUUAUCCUACAAUGAUUUAACAUGGCUUGUGAAUCACCAUAGUGUGAUCCAUAAUCCAUCAAUGAAAUACUAUGGCUCAUGAAUCCUUUUUUACAUAAUUCAGAUCAAUCACCACAAUGCAACAUUUUUAAUCAGGGACUGGCAGAAAAAAAUAUAUACAAUUUUGUUAUGAUGUGUAUUUUGUUUUUUAUUUAUUGACAAAAACAAACAAUAUAUAGUUGUGAACAUAUUUGAAUAAACCUGUCCUUAAAGUA